Molecule: messenger RNA, 1288 nt
Organism: Dermatophagoides farinae (American house dust mite)
Lineage: Eukaryota; Metazoa; Arthropoda; Arachnida; Sarcoptiformes; Pyroglyphidae
Biological process (GO): regulation of DNA-templated transcription
Molecular function (GO): DNA-binding transcription factor activity
Source: RefSeq, a predicted model, not a curated record
GAGCUACUGACAAGUCCAAAUUCGUCAUUUUAAACAAAGUUUUAUAUAUUGAAUUGAAUUGUGUAAUUUGUUAAUUUGGAUACAAUGUUUUUCUUCUAAAUCACCUCGUUUAUCUAUUGCCGAUAGUCCAGAAUAUCUGGGUGACAAUUUGCAAAAUCUAAACAAUAUUCCAAAAUGGAACUCACUACGCUUAUUUCGUUGUUUAUCUAUCGCCAUAAAAUUGAUAUCAAGAAUAACCAUGAAACCUAUGACUGGAUUAUCAUCAUGUUGGCCCAUUUCGGCCACAUUGUCCGUUGACCAUAACCAAGUGUUUGGCUAUUGUUCAGAACCACCAUCAUUUGAUUUGGAUUGCUGUCUCAGUAGUGAUGAUGGUGAUCAUAAACACACUGAUAAUGAUGAUAGCACCUAUCUUGAUUUUGACCUGAUCAACUACACGGACAGUCAAUUGGAACAGGUCAUCUUUGACCCAAUUAACAACAAUGAGGAUCUUUGCCAUGGAUUCGGCAACCUUUCGUUCGUUGGCCUGUUGAAACAAGAAGAUUUCGAUUUCAUCAACAUCAAACCAAGCCAAGACCUCUGCUCACCAGAUAUCGGUCCAUAUUCGCCCAGCAUAUUUGCCACCACAACACUUGAUAAGGACGAAUGUCCACAAUCUCCAUUGAUCACAAGCCAAUGGCCAGAAGAUGACGAAUGUCAUGGACAAUUGGAUUCGGAAUCAUUUCCACAUUCAUUGGAUGUGGCCAACUAUGAAGAAGUUUGCACAGAUUCUCCUUUCUACUCGUCAUUCACCGACAUGGCAGCAGUUGAAUCAGAACAGUUAUUGCAGCAGCAGCAGCAACAACAGGAUCAUCAUCAUGAUGAUGGGGACGACCAAAGCCUUGCAUCGUUUGUGACCAUUACGACCAAUUCAUCGCCAAACAAACGAAAAUCGGUGGACAAAGAUGAAUCUAAAAGCCAAGUGCGAAAGAAACGUCGUGCUUGUCGUCGUGUAUUGGACGACCGAAUCAAACAUCAAAACAAAGUGGCCGCUAUGCGAUACAGGCUAAAGAAACGGGAAGAGAAAACACUCAUGGAUGACCUGUUGGCCAUCGAACAGCAACGUCACAAGCAAUUGUCGGACCAAGAGGAAGAGUUGAACGUCCAAAUCAAAGUGCUAAAAGAGCUGCUGGCCAAAUAUCUAUCGCCUAGAUUGCUUGACAGUCAAAUGCAUCUAACCUAAACAUUGAUUAUAAUCUUCAUUUCAUUAUCAUUGAUAUUUUUGCAGUAAUAAAGUAAAUUUAUAAAUUUA